Messenger RNA from Letharia columbiana, 1656 nucleotides. RefSeq lists its product as uncharacterized. The coding region runs from base 1 to 1656 and encodes 551 amino acids. Lineage: Eukaryota; Fungi; Ascomycota; Lecanoromycetes; Lecanorales; Parmeliaceae. Gene Ontology annotation, biological process: transmembrane transport. The transcript is spliced from 2 exons. The record is from RefSeq and is a predicted model, not a curated record. Gene Ontology annotation, molecular function: transmembrane transporter activity.
AUGGCGAAUGUCGCUGCGAAGAAGAUGCAAGACGUGCAGCAUCAAGAGGAAAAGCCAGAAAAGGUUCCCUCGUCUGGUCACAGCUCUGAUACAGCUCCAGGCAGCGAUAAUGCUCCUACUCACGACAAGGCCGAGUCUCCUACCACCAGAGAAGAUGGCAAGAUAGAGAUUAAGGAGGAAGACUGUUGGGACAAGCUUGGCUAUUCUUUCUCUCCCUUCAGGAAAUGGACUAUCCUCACCGUCAUCUUCUGGGUCCAAGUCUCCAUGAACUUCAACACAAGCGUCUACUCCAAUGCCGUCGAGCCUCUCACCAAGGCUUUUGUAAUUUCUGGCCAAGCGGCUAGGGUGGGGCAGAUGAUAUACCUUGUGGCUUAUGCUUUUGGAUCUGAGCUGUGGGCUCCUUGGAGCGAGGAUCUGGGCCGCUGGCCGGUCUUGCAGCUUUCGCUUUUUCUGGUCAAUGUUUGGGAGAUACCCUGCGCCUUGGCACCGAACUACAGCACCAUCAUUGGGUUCCGUUUUCUUGGUGGACUGUCCUCAGCUGGCGGGUCUGUGACGUUGGGCUUGAUAGCAGAUAUGUGGGAGGCGGAUGACCAACAGUAUGCCGUGGCUUUCAUCGUGUUAUCAUCGGUCGGUGGAUCCGUUCUUGGUCCUAUUGUUGGAGCCUUCGUGCAACGUUGGCUUAGCUGGCAUUGGAACUUCUGGGUUCAGCUUAUCUUCGGCGGAGCUGUACAGCUAGCCCACUUCUUCCUCGUACCGGAGACUCGCUCUACAAUUAUCCUGGACAGAGAAGCCAAGAAAAGACGCAAGGCUACAGGAGAGAACAUAUGGGGUCCCAACGAACUCAAAGAGAACCGCUUCUCACCCAAAGAGAUCCUCGCCACCUGGGGUCGUCCAUUCGAAAUGUUCAUCCGCGAGCCAAUCGUGCUUUGCCUAUCUCUCCUAUCCGGUUUCUCAGACGCCCUUAUUUUCACCUUCCUCGAAUCUUUUCAGCCCGUCUACGAACAGUGGAACUUCGGGACCACGGCUCAGGGUCUCGCCUUUAUACCCGUUCUGAUCGGUUACUUCCUUGCCUGGGUUUCCUUCUUCCCUUUCUUCGCCCGGCACAACAAGAUCCGUGCAAGGGAUCCCAACGCCCUUCAGCCCGAAGCCCGCCUAUACUGGCUGCUAUACCUUGCACCCCUCGAAGCAAUCGGACUCUUUGGCUUUGCCUGGACUAGCUUGGGGCCGGCAUACAACGUCCACUGGAUCGCGCCUAUGAUCUUCUCAAUGCUCAUCGGCGCUGCCAACUACGCAAUCUACAUGGCCACGAUCGACUACAUGAUCGCCUCUUACGGUCCUUACUCCGCCUCCGCAACCGGCGGCAACGCCCUUGCUCGUGACUUCCUCGCUGGUAUAGCAGCCAUGUAUGCGACUCCCUUCUACACAGACGUUGGCAACGGACAUGCGAAAUUCAAACUAGAGUGGCCGUCGACGAUACUGGCUUGCUUGGCUAUCAUUGUGACGGUACCGAUUUACAUCUUCUACUGGAAGGGGCCGUAUAUAAGGGAAAAGAGUAAAUUUGCGCAGACGCUGGCGUCGGAUCGAAAGGAACAUGGGGGAAGGAGAGUGGAGAGUGUGGGUGCGAAGGCGGAGGCGGGGCAUAUGGAAGACGCUUAG